AUGACGAUUCAUGGUCUCACGGCCCAGCCGCAGCUGAAUGGGAUGACAGCCGAUAUUGUCGGCUUCCAGCAAGACACAGGAAAUUAUGCGGCCGUGUUGCGCAAAGGCUCUGCAAUGAUCUAUAUCUCUCCUAGAAACUGCAUCCUCGACGGCGGGACGUGCAUCAGGCUUCGGGACCUCAGCAACGAGGACUUAAACGGGAAGAUGGCCCGCAUUCUCGAAGCUGACCUGGAUGCGGGGCGCUAUCGCGUGCAGUGCUGCGAUGGCACCGAGAUCAGCGUCAAGUACGAACACGUGCUGUGCUGA
This is a messenger RNA of Symbiodinium sp. CCMP2456, 306 nucleotides long. NCBI's taxonomy places the organism in Eukaryota, Dinophyceae, Suessiales, Symbiodiniaceae. The record is from the annotation of a GenBank genome assembly.